UAUCGCGUACCGCCUGUCACCACCGGCAUAAAAAUUGUAAACAACGUACAAAGACGACAGAAACAACGAUUUUAUUUCGCGUUUGAUAAUAAAGUUGAGUGGCGCAGUUUUUUUCCUAAACUUCAAUUUAUUUAAAAAGGUCAGCUUAGAAUGGAUCAAAACCAAGAAUCUCAAUCAAAUUUAGUUUGUGCAGUCAACCUUGAAUGGCAAAAUUCGCAGCAGUCAAUUCUGCGUAGAGCGAACUACAAAUCUGCUACACUUUGUCUAGUUCGAAAUGAAUUCAAAGAGUUGUUCAUUGAGGUUAGGGACGAGAAAUCAAAUCCAAAGUAUCACUUGAAAGAUAUUACCGUGCACAAUAAAUUUAUGUCGGAAGGAAAGGCGUCCAUAAACUUCCAACAUCAAAACAUGGUUCUGCUUAUUUCAAAUGCACCACCAGCGCAUCUGUUGAUGUUCCUUCGGUCGUUGUACGUGAAGUUAGCAGGCGACAAGUCUGACUCAAAGGUUGGGAUGCGAGAGAGACUGCUGUCGAAGAAAUCCCAGGUGUUGCAAGAAAUUAGCCCUGUUACAUUACAGGAAAUAAAAAAUGCUAAAGCCAAAUCUGGAAUCAGCACUACUCCAGACAUCACACCACCCAGUGGCAGUAAGAGACCUCGUAUCGCCGACAAAAAUGUUAAGAAAAAGGCGGGCAAGAAGCUGUGCAUGACCUCGGUCGCUCCGGUGGCGCUGGACCCAGAGCAGAGUGAGGUACUGGAGGCCGCUCGUCGGGGGCAGAGCUUCUUCUUCACUGGGAGCGCCGGGACGGGCAAGUCCUACCUGCUGAGGCGCAUCAUCGCCGUGCUGCCCCCCGAGGUGACGGUGGCGACGGCCAGCACUGGGGUGGCGGCGUGUCACAUCGGCGGCGUCACGCUGCACUCCUUCGCAGGUAUCGGCUCGGGGGAGGCUGCCGUGGAGCAGUGCGUGCAGAUGGCGUCUCGCGUGCAGGUCCAGCAGUCCUGGAGGCGGUGUCGCCACCUCAUCAUCGACGAGGUCUCCAUGGUCGACGGAGACUUCUUCGAGAAGCUGGAGCAGGUGGCGCGGGCGGUGCGCGGAUGCGACCGGCCGUUCGGGGGCCUGCAGCUGAUCCUGUGCGGGGACUUCCUGCAGCUCGCCCCCGUGGGGCGUCCCGGGAAGAAGGUGCGCUUCUGCUUCCAGACGCCGGCGUGGGACCGCUGCGUGUCGGCCUGCUUCGAGCUGACGCGCGUGCACCGCCAGUCGGACCAGGCCUUCAUCGACGUGCUGCAGAGCGUCCGUGUGGGCAGGGUGACUGCGGAGAUCUCGAAGAAGCUGACGGACACGUCCGGCCACAACAUAGAGACGGAGGGCAUCUUGGCCACGCGCCUCUGCAGCCACACCAAGGAUGCCAACCUCAUAAACGAGAACAAUCUCUCCAAGCUGCCUGGCCCGGGGCGCUGCUUCGCGGCCCAGGACUCGGACCCCCAGGCGGCGCGGCAGCUGGACCAGCAGACGCCCGUGCCCGGCACGCUGGAGCUGCGGGCGGGCGCGCAGGUCAUGCUCGUCAAGAACAUCAGCGUGGCCGAGGGGCUGGUGAACGGCGCGCGCGGCGUCGUCACCGGCUUCGGCGACGGAGGCUUCCCGCUGGUGCGUUUCCGGUCGCGACAGGAGGUGUGCGUGCGGCCUGACAAGUGGACCGUGCGCACGGCCGGGGCGGGCGUGCUGGUGAGGCGGCAGCUGCCCCUCAAGCUGGCCUGGGCGUUCUCCAUACACAAGUCGCAGGGGCUGACGCUGGACUGCGUGGAGAUGUCGCUGGCGCGGGUGUUCGAGGCCGGCCAGGCGUACGUGGCGCUGUCGCGCGCCCGCAGCCUGCACACGCUGCGUGUCGUGGACUUCGACCCCGCGCAGGUGUGGGCCAACCCGGACGUGCUGGCCUUCUACCGCCGGCUGCGACGCUCCGUGCAGGCCGCGCGGCUGGUGCCCCUGGGCGCCGCGCACGGGCGGUAGCGCGCUGCUCCUCCGCGCCUCGUGCACGCACUAGCUGUGUUAGCAGGAAUACCUUACCUUUCAACGCAGGCCUGCCACCAAACCCUGUUUGCAGUAUUUAAAUAUCCUGUUGUAUUCGAAAUCUAAAUUCAUAUUAGGUCCUGCCUUAAUUUAACUGUGCACAGUAAAAUUAUAGGAUGUUGAAAGUAGAGAUAAAUUAAUGAAAUAAAUUUUCUCCUGUCCUGGCUGAAGUAAUAACACUUUUUUUUAUAUAUCUGAAUUAGUGUUCAAAAUAUUGGAAGAUUUUUUUUUUUUUUUUUUUUUGAAGGUUGUUGAUUUCCAUCAUCUGGAAAUGAAGUGGAAAGUGAAAGGUUGGUUAGGUUAGGUAAACUACAGUAUUAAUACAUAAAUUGUAAUUUUAAUAAAAGUGACCAUUAGUUAAUGUAGCUUACCUAACUUAUCAAACCUUUUAUUUAAUAACUGUUUGACUUAUUUCCUGGAAGCUGCGAAUCUACAACGUUAACAGGUAAAAAUCACUUGUAAUAUUUCAAUGUGCAGCUAACAACUUGGUAAUGUUUCUACAAGCCAAUACAUAUUCUUAAUUUCUUACUUAGUUCCAUUAAGCUGCAACUUUCAAAUUUUACCACAAGAAUGUACUUCAUAAAAAAAUUUAUUUCAUUAAAUAAAUCUCAAAUUGCUCCUAACAAACUAUUAGGUUUCUUUAAAUGCAUUUGCUUUAAGUGUAAACAUAAAUUACAAGAUAAAAAUUUUAUUUCGAAUCAUAGCCACCUCAGUAUUUUCCUUGUUCAGUAUAUAUAAAUACAAAAAAAAUUAUUUUCGAGUUCAAAAGAGCAUUCAGCAUUGGCGAGUCAUAUUGUUCAUGCAGAAAGUUUUCCUGUAACAGGUUUUUUGUGUCAGUCAUUUUGUGUCUGGUUUUAAGACAAAAAAAAUAUCAAAGAUCAACUUUGCUAAGUUAAACUGCAAAAUGCCUUGUAAUUGACACUUGUUUCAAAUUUCAAAUACUGCGCUGUCAUUCUGACCAUUCAGAGGAUGCUUCUCAUACCUGGAGAUUUUACAAUUUUAUAUUGAUCAAUUUAGUGUAAAAUAUAUAACAAAAAUUUAUUUUUUACAUCAAUUUUGACCAGUUCCUGUUUGUAUAUUACAACAAGACAGUUUCUCUGUCAAAUGUAACACUAGAUAAAUUCAUAGAUAUUCAGUCCAAAGAGAUGGUAUGCAUGGAGUACACAAGCCUGUGUAUGCAUUAAAUAAUUUGCAAAUUUGUAGAGAAGUGCAAAUUAACUAGCAAAUAAUAGUUUCAACAAAAGCUGCACACACAGAAUGUUGAAAUGGAGACCAAUCACUGUAUUGUUAUGUUGUGGGGCUGUUCAUCUGUGUUUACUAGUUUUGUUUUAUUUCUCCUGUGGAGCAUUUAUUUUUUGCAUUUUUUUAACUUUGUGUUGUAACUUUUUAUUGUCUGUGACAAGAAUAAGUAUGACUUUGUAUUGUGAUAUCAUAUAUUUUUACACUUAAGUUUUUCUGGCGUGAUUAUGUAAAUGAGAAUUGUAAGCUAAUAAAUUGAAUUGGCUGAGCUGGUGAUCUGUGAAAA
Molecule: messenger RNA, 3583 nt
Organism: Bacillus rossius redtenbacheri
Lineage: Eukaryota; Metazoa; Arthropoda; Insecta; Phasmatodea; Bacillidae
Product: ATP-dependent DNA helicase PIF1-like
Biological process (GO): DNA repair; telomere maintenance
Molecular function (GO): DNA helicase activity
Source: RefSeq, a predicted model, not a curated record